GUGUGAUCAAUCCACGCUGAUUUGUUCCCUAUUGGAGUGAAAAGAUGCGACUGUGUUUUGGAGUGGGUAGAAUGCAGCUAGGGCAACACUGAGAUUCAGUGAGCUGGCAGGUGACAGAACAUCCAAUUUCACUCUUUUACUAAACUUGACAUGGUCCCCACAACUUCUCUGAUACCACGUUCGCAGAUAGAUACUUCUCUCGCAUCCACAGUGGUAUGGUCCGGACGAGGCCCAACGAUGACGAACACAGUCAGUGCGUGGAUUGUUGUGCCCACGCGAACGGAGUUCUAUCCCAAGAGAGAAGGUCUGGCCAGUGGCCGCGGACGCCAGCCUCAAAGGUUUUAGUCCAGACAAAAAUGGGGGUGAGAAUUCCAACGGAAGCUCCCAAGACAAGGCCAAUACACGACAAGCAUUGUGGAAAUAAUAACCAUGGUCAUGGCUCACCUACACUCGGAAAGAAGAAGAAGCAUCUAGCUCCUGAUUGGAUUGUUUUGCACCAGAAGGUGUCCGAGCGAGUGAUAGCAAAACCUUCAGCUGCGGUCAAUGCCGAUCGCCCUGGUGUCCCGAUCAGCUGGCCCUUUCCAACCCAAUGCUGCAUAUAUACAAUCAGUUGUCUGGUUAUGUUUCGGAACCAAAUGUUCCUAGAUACUUUCUCGCUAAUGGUAGUCGGCUGCCAGGACUUUGCCGAUCGCGCUGCGCAAAAAACAAUUGGAAAAAAACAACUCUUUCCCACAGUUAGACUGGGAUGGGCAAGUCCAAUACCACUUCUGGGGUGUCCGAGCCGAGGUUGCAUUAUAACCAUACUCAUCGGUCUCACUUUUUGUUCUUUGGGUAAUGCAUCCCUUGCACCGACCUCGCGUACGUCUGAAUUUGAGUGCAGCAAGGUUCUGAUAUAAUAGCCGAGUCAAGCAAUAAUCACCCCGCCCGCCGAGCGGUGCGAUGUCAGAAUAUGCGCCUUGAGAUGUGGUCCAUCAUAAAACCCAGCAGGUACCGAUCUGAUGUGCAAGACGGUCUCAUGCCAAAAUAUUUCAAUGUUGUCGUCGCAUACAAUAUGUUCUACUGCCUACAUGAACUUGGAGGAUGCCGUCUAUAAGA
Aspergillus vadensis CBS 113365 is the source of this 1095-nucleotide messenger RNA. RefSeq lists its product as uncharacterized. The coding region runs from base 216 to 896 and encodes 226 amino acids. The record is from RefSeq and is a predicted model, not a curated record. NCBI's taxonomy places the organism in Eukaryota, Fungi, Ascomycota, Eurotiomycetes, Eurotiales, Aspergillaceae. The transcript has 3 exons.